Messenger RNA from Punctularia strigosozonata HHB-11173 SS5, 2116 nucleotides. RefSeq lists its product as uncharacterized. NCBI's taxonomy places the organism in Eukaryota, Fungi, Basidiomycota, Agaricomycetes, Corticiales, Punctulariaceae. The coding region runs from base 4 to 2001 and encodes 665 amino acids. Gene Ontology annotation, molecular function: ATP hydrolysis activity; protein binding; ATP binding. Gene Ontology annotation, cellular component: nucleus; chromosome; cohesin complex. Gene Ontology annotation, biological process: sister chromatid cohesion. The record is from RefSeq and is a predicted model, not a curated record. The transcript is spliced from 14 exons.
UAUAUGCGCAAUCAACGAGCUGGUCAAGCGACGUUCAUUCCGUUGGACACCAUUCAGGUUAAGCCCAUCAACGACAAGUUCCGGUCCUUUGCUAAGGGUGCUCGCCUCGCCGUCGAUGUGAUCCAAUACGACCCUGUUGUGGAGCGUGCCAUGCAUCAUGCCUGCGGGAAUGCCCUGGUGUGCGACACCAUGCAAGUUGCACAGUACGUUUGUUACGAAAAGGGACAAGAGGUCAAAGCUGUCACUCUGGAGGGCACUAUUAUCCACAAGAGUGGUUUGAUCACCGGUGGGCGCAGCACGCAUUCGAGCGGCAAGAAGUGGGAGGAGAAGGAUGUGCAGGGCCUUCAACGUGUACGUGACAACCUGAUGGGCCAACUUCGAGACCUUGCCAAAGAGAAGCCUCGUUCUAACUCUGAUGAGCGAUUGUUGUCGGAGAUAGCUCGCUUAGAAGCUGCCUUGACCGUUGCACGGGACGAUCUAAGCGCUUGCACGCUGCGCUUGGGUGGCCUGAAAGACGAGUUGAAGCAUGUAGACAAAGAAAUCAAGUCCAUAAAGCCGGAACUCAACAAGGCCGAAAAGGCGCAUGCAUCGCUCCGUGAACAAAUUGAAGAGUUGGCGUCCGUGAUCAACCGCGCUGAAGACAGGGUAUUUGCGGCGUUCUGCAGGAGCAUCAACAUCACGAACAUCCGGGAGUACGAAGAGCGUCAGCUGAAGGUUGCCCAAGAAGAGAGUAAUGCCCGGAUGCGCUUCGAUACUCAGAUUGCUCGCCUGACACAUCAGUCUCGGUUUGAGGAAGAACAACUGAAGACGAUGCGGGAACGCCUCCUCGCGCUUCAAAACAUCGUCAAGAAUGAAAUCACCAACCUCGAGAAACUUCAAGCAUCAAAGCAGACAACCGAACAGGAGCUAAUGGAUGCUGAAGAAGCGAUCGAUAAGUUGAACGAAGAGCUGAAAGCUCUCAAGGAUGUGUUGGAUACCCAUACACAGACAGUUGAACAAGCGAAGCGUGCUGCAUCCAAGGCCAAUAAGACGCUCGAGCAAGCUCUCAAGGAAAUCACUACCAAGAAUGACGAGAUCGAGAAGCUUGGUCUCGAACGUUCGACGAUUUACCGCAAGUGCAGGAUGGAGAACAUCAAACUUCCCCUGCUACAGGGAAAUCUCAAGAAUGUUCCAAUGGAGGAGAACCUCCGCGACGAGAUGGCGAUGGAAGUCGAUGAGGAUGAGGACGGUACUCAACCGACGAAAGUAGUAUCAGACUAUGGCAUAGAAGUCGACUUCGAUCUGCUUGACGAGGAGGAACGUGAGGAUGGUGACCCGAAGCGUGCGGCUGAAUUUGAGUCCUCCAUCGCGAAGCUCAGUGCGGAUAUCGAGCGCAUGACGCCGAACAUGAAGGCGGUAGAUCGCUUGGAAGAUGUUGAGGCGAAACUCGCUGAGACCGAGAAAGAAGCCGACAAGACGCGGAAAGAAUCCAAGACUGCAAGGGACGUUUUCAACGACGUCAAGAAACGCCGGUGCGAUCUGUUCAAUAAGGCAUACAACCAUAUCUCAGAGAGGAUCGACCAAGUCUACAAAGAUCUCACCAAAGGGAAAGCCGCUCCGAUGGGAGGAGUGGCAUAUCUCAGUCUGGAGGACAGCGAGGAACCAUACUUGGGUGGUAUCAAGUAUCACGCGAUGCCUCCCAUGAAACGUUUCCGUGAUAUGGAACAGCUGUCCGGAGGAGAAAAAACCGUCGCAGCCUUGGCUUUACUAUUCGCUAUACAUAGUUACCAGCCAUCGCCUUUUUUCGUCCUCGACGAAGUAGACGCUGCUUUGGACAACACGAACGUUGCCAAAGUCGCAAAUUACAUUCGGGCGCACGCUUCCGAUACCUUCCAGUUCAUCGUUAUUAGUCUUAAGGGAUCGUUAUACGAGCGAGGAAACUCGCUUGUAGGUAUUUACCGAGAUCAGGAUGUGAACUCGUCCAGAACGCUGACUCUUGACCUCACUCAAUACGACGAAUGAAUGCUGCGCACUAUUUUCUGAAUCAUGACUGUCGCUAUCGUUCCCGGCUCUAUCUGUAUCUCGCGAGUGUAUUCUUGUUAUCUCUGUUCGUAGUGUACGUAUGCCAGUCAAAUUA